AUGCGAUCUUUCCUAGAUUUCCGCUUCGCGAUUUCAAGCCUACGAGCUCAUUUAACCUUUCUUGAGCUCACCAGCCACGCGCCUAGCAUGCCUUCUGGACGCAGUGCGACUAAGUCCCGACACGGGUGCGACCGCUGCAAGCAGCGUCGGGUUAAAUGCAAUGAAAGGGCACCUUGCGGAAAUUGCAUCAGAAGGAAGGAACACUGCAGUCUGCUGGAUAGUCAAAACCCUCCUCCGCCAGCCUCACAGUUGUGCGACAACCCGACCCUUGACAUUAAACACCCUGAAGCAACAUCAUGGGCGUUCGAUCUUUUUCUGAUGAGUCACUUCUCUACGGCAACUGUACAUACGUUCAGUAGCUUUCCUUCGGUGAUCGAUGCCUGGCAGACCACCAUCGUUAGCGACGCAUCAUCGUGCCCCUUUCUCCUCCAUGGCAUGCUCGCUAUCUCAGCCCUGCAUCUUGCCAGUAAGCACGGAUCUACAAACAACGAUGACUGUCAACACAAUCAUCAAAAUUACACGCAUCGUGACUAUAUGCGUGCUUUCAGAUAUCAUCAAGAUCAGGCCAUGCCGGAAUACCGCCGCAAGCUGCAAGCUCUAGACUUCAGCGGCAACGAGGAAUUCGCAGUCCGUACCAAACAACCAUGGCCGGCAGGUCCGGUUUACUCCAUGGCCGUCCUGAUAGCUUUCACGUCUGCCGCCGGCGUCUCUGACCACUCUCCUUCACUGAACCGGAACCAACGCGACCUGGAUGGGGAACACCAUGAGCAAAGUACCGUCCUGUCACAAACUUUAUCGCCUGCAUCGGGCGAGACUUCCCGAUUAGAAAUGGUCUUCGAUCACUUAAUGGAGAUAUUUGUGGCCACUCGAGGUACGCGUGUCAUAGUCAGAGCUGGACUCGAUACGGGGGCCUUUCAAACGACAGCGUAUCGUCAUCUGAUCACCACCUCCACCGUCGCAAACCAAUUCCCGCUCUGGUCUACUUCUCCGACAAUUUCGCAGUGGUACAAAACUCUCCGAACACAAUGUCUGGAAGAAUUAGUUGGUGACGGCACAGUUGAGAGAUCUGAGGCUAAUAUCUGUGCCGCUGCAAUUACCUGCUUGGAAGAGGUUCAUGACGGCGCUGCUCGACUCUUGGAGGCCAAGAAAGAACGAUUAUGGCAAUCUAGACGUGACAACAAAUCGCUUCGGUAUGAUUUUGUUUGGUUAAUGAAGUGGACAGCAAUGGUGUCACAGGAGUUUGUCGCCCUGUUGCAUGAAAGGAAUACUGCGGCUCUAGUGGUUCUUGCACAGUUCAUUGCCACUUGCGAGUCAAUCGAGCACCAGUGGUAUUUAGAGAAGUGGGCGAAGAACGCGAUGGAUGCGGUCAGGCAUCUACUUGGCUCAAGCAAUGCCAAUGCCAAUGCAUGGGUUGAUAAGAUUGUAGGACAUUGGCCUAGUAUAGAUCCGGAUUUAGUCUCCCCUGGACUGGAAGGAAAAUGA
Colletotrichum paranaense is the source of this 1482-nucleotide messenger RNA. RefSeq lists its product as uncharacterized. Gene Ontology annotation, molecular function: zinc ion binding; DNA-binding transcription activator activity, RNA polymerase II-specific. The transcript is spliced from 2 exons. Gene Ontology annotation, biological process: regulation of transcription by RNA polymerase II. The record is from RefSeq and is a predicted model, not a curated record. NCBI's taxonomy places the organism in Eukaryota, Fungi, Ascomycota, Sordariomycetes, Glomerellales, Glomerellaceae. Bases 1 to 1482 code for a protein of 493 amino acids.